UAGCUCGCCUCACUCCACCCCAGACAAGGGAAGCGGAGCGAUGUCGUCACUUCCGCCGAGGGCUUCAUCUACAUCCAGGUCAGCGCUCUUGCCGCUGCCACUGCGGCUGGGGGACCUGGCUGGGGUCUCCGCCGCCGCCUCAGGGGCUCUGGUGGAGUCCCGCGUAGGACCUCGCUCCGGGCCGGUCGGCCCGGCUUCGCCGGCCUGGAGGGACGAAGAGGCCGGGGAGGCGGAGGCUUCCUCUCGGGUCAGUGGUUCUCUGGAUUACCAGGAAUCUCUAGUUGAUAUUGAGGCCAGGCUAAGGAUGGAAGGUGUAGAACUUAAGGAAGAAUGGCAAGAUGAAGACUUCCCAAUACCUUUACCAGAAGAUGACAGCAUUGAAGCAGGAGGACCAGAACACCAGCCAGGCCUGCUAGAAGUAAAUGGAAAUAAAGUAAGGAAAAAAUUAAUGGCUCCAGAUAUUAGCUUAACACUGGAUCGGAGUGAUGGUUCCAUUUUGUCAGAUGAUUUGGAUGAAAGUGGAGAGAUUGACUUGGAUGGUUUAGAAACUCCAUCUGAGAACAGUAAUGAGUUUGAAUGGGAAGAUGAUCUUCCAAAACCCAAAACUACUGAAGUAAUUAGGAAAGGAUCAAUUACUGAAUACACAGCAGCAGAGGAAAAGGAAGAUGGACGACGCUGGCGUAUGUUCAGAAUUGGAGAACAGGAUCACAGGGUUGACAUGAAGGCAAUUGAACCCUAUAAAAAGGUUAUCAGUCAUGGAGGUUAUUAUGGAGAUGGAUUAAAUGCAAUUGUUGUAUUUGCUGUCUGCUUUAUGCCUGAAAGUGGUCAACCUAAUUAUCGCUAUUUAAUGGAUAAUCUGUUUAAAUAUGUUAUUGGCACUUUGGAAUUAUUAGUAGCGGAGAACUACAUGAUAGUUUAUUUAAAUGGUGCUACAACACGGAGAAAAAUGCCAAGUCUGGGAUGGCUUAGGAAAUGCUAUCAGCAAAUUGAUAGAAGGUUAAGGAAAAACCUAAAGUCUUUAAUAAUAGUUCAUCCUUCUUGGUUUAUCAGAACACUUCUAGCAAUUACAAGGCCUUUUAUUAGCUCAAAAUUCAGCCAGAAAAUUAAAUAUGUCUUUAACCUGGCAGAACUAGCAGAACUUGUCCCCAUGGAAUAUGUUGGCAUACCAGAAUGCAUAAAACAGUAUGAAGAAGAAAAGUUAAAAAAGAAACAAAAAAGAGUUGAUCAAGAAUUGAAUGGGAAACAAGAACAGAAGAGUGAACAGUAAACUUGGGAGUCCAAACAAAAGAUCUGAGAAUGUGCAGAUGGAAUGAUGUGAUGCGCUCUUUUUGCAUUAUAAUGCAUUUAUAGGCCCUUUUUUUUUCUGUGUAACUUGUUACAACAUUGACUUGAUUUUCCUUAAUGGACUUUUGUAUAAGGAACUGUUCACUGCUGUAUUGGUUUGCAAAUCUUUUGAAUUUAAUUCUUUAAUAGCUACUUUAAUAUUGUAAUCAUUUUGUAUUUUAUAUUGCUAAAUGUAAAAGAACCACACUUUUUUUAUGAGGCAUUUUUGCAUUUGUUUGCAAAAUUUGUUGUGAUGCAUGUUCUUCAGUAAAAUAUUUAUAAACGUAAAAUGGUAAAGGAGAGAUAAUAUAUAUUUUUAUGAUUUCUUUUUUUGAACAAUAUUUUAUAAUAUUGUAUACCUGUAUUAUCGAGCAAUAUGCAGGUGAAUAAGGCCAUAUAAAUGACUGAAGUCAUUAUUUUGUAAAAUGCAUGAUGGAAUUUUUUUGUAAAAGGUUAAACACAUUUCUUAUGAUUUUAGAAAAUUAGGGUGUUUUUAUGUAUUGGACUGGUUAGACCAGUUGUUACAAAUACAUGAAGACUAUUCUUGUUCAUGUAUUGGAUACAUGUAGAAUAUAUUAUGACAACCUUUUCCACUUUGGUGUAUAUUUCCCCUCCCUCAUCAUGAAAAAGCAACUACACAAUGCAUUGUACACUUUUUAGACAAGUCAAAAAGCCAUUUUGUGAACUGGAUUAUUGAAGGGACUAGGAAUUGGUGGGUGUGUUUGUGUGCAUGUAUAAAGAACCUUUCAACUUCGGGGCACAGAUAAAAACUUUUCACAUGUCUUAGGAUUGUUCACAAAUGUGACGGAUAUCCAGGAUAGCAUUCUACUUGACUGCUGAGGACUAGAUAGCACUGCAAAAAGUGUGGCAAGUUGUAUACUGUCACUUUGUUCCAGAGAGCUAGCAAAAGCUUACUUUUUAAAAAUCCUGUACCAUCAAAGUAGGCACUUUAAAAAAACAAAAAAACAAAAAACCUUCCUUAUCAUGUCAUUUUUAAAACUAGGUUUUUGAUUUAGUCCAUAAGUUGUUUUUUUUGUUUUGUUUUAUGCUCUAUCAUGCUUUACAGUAUCAUAAUAGAACUUGACUGUAAAUCUAAUAUUUAAUUAAAUUGUGAUGUCAGUUAAUCAUUUGAAAAUGUGUAAAAUUUCUUGUUGAAUUUGAUAAGUACAUUUACUCUAUGAGAAAUGGUACACACACAACUUGGAAUGAUUUGUUGUUGUCUAAUGAUUUUAAACGUUUCCAUUACAAUAAUUCCUUGCUAAUGUGUCUUGAGUUUUGUAUAUUUCUCCAACUUGUAUACCAACUCUUCAUAGGCUCCCUGGAUUGGGUUUUGAAUGAAGGUUUUAAACUCUCCUGGUCUGUGUGAGGCAUUUGUCAGAUUUUUAUAUCAAAUGUCUUUCAUUUUUCUUUCUGGGGAAAAAAAGGAAUUCUUCCCUUUUUUUGUCAGUCACAAAUUCAAGAUAGGAUUGUCUGUAAGGAAAAAUUCCAGAGCAUUUUCCUGAAUUAUCAGGAUUGGUCUAUAGGUCUGAGUGUUUCAAGAUCAUUGCAAUGCGUUAGUAUUUUAAGACAGAUUCAUGACUGUUAAAAAUAUAGAUUAUAGAUCUAAUUGGCCAUUUUUUAAUGCAUAGAAAUUAAUAGAUCCUUCUCUUUGUCUCACAGUAAGAUGCCUUAUUUAGAAAUUAACUGCCUCAUUCCUCUGUAGCUAUUGAGAAACUGUUGGUUUUAAUACAUUUAUUUUCCUCCCCAAAUGCUAUUCCCCAAUUCAGUGAUAGCUAUAUGUAAAUAUUUGUUAAUUUUUUUACUCAAUAUUUCAAGCUAAAAGCAAGUCAUUCUAGAAAUAAGGGCAUUUCCCCAUGAUACCAAAAAUACUAAGUUUCUGAAAGGAAAUUAUAUAGGAAAACAAUAACAACAUAGUUUUAAUGAGGAAAGGCACAUCAUCAUGUACAGGAAAUAAAAUUUGACACAAUGCCAUUAAAUCUGUAGGACAAUGAUGUGCCUUUUAAUGGUAUUUCUGUGAGCAUUUAUUAUCCCUACAAAACAAUUUUAGUCCUUAGUUCUUGGACUACAGCUUUUUGGAUUUAGAUUACGGCUUUACAUGCAUGUAUGUAGUGUUUUAAAUUUUAUUUAGUCCAUACAUAGACUUGUUAAAUAUGUGAAUUAGUCUUUCCUUGUAGCCAUAUGGACUUAUAUAUUGACUGUUUUGGUUCUGCUUCUCUUGGUGGUUGUGAUAUAUUCUUGUCUUUUAAUAUCUCGGCUUAAUUUGUUGAUUCCACCUUAUUAAUUUGCUUAUAGGAGCAGAAGGUAGUACACAGUGUUCAUAAACAGGACUCAUAAUUCAUUAGAAUAGUAUUACUUUUUUAUGUUUUUAUAAAAACGGCCUAAAGUCAGUCACUGUUGUAUAGGGUAUAAAGUAAUAGGUAAUAAAGGGCAGAUAUAUUUAUUAACGAAGCUGUUUUCUUGUGCUCAGCCAGCACCUCUAGGAAAUGAAGAAGGGGGAAGAUUAUUAACCUAUAUUUGGUUACUGCAGUCAAUGUUAAUAAGCUGAGGAGCACAAGCAGUCAUACACAGUGAAAUAAGAGACAAUGUUAAGAAAUCCAUUCAGAUUUAUCAUUCGGCCUCUAAUAAACAUACUUUUUUGCUUCUGGAGGCAAGUUGGUGCUGGGAAAUGAGAAUCGGCAGUCAUGUUUCCAAUGCUCACUGAAAUUGUAAUUUGUUCUGCUCACCCCCUCUCUGCAGUAGAUUAUUAAAAUCUGAUCAAUUCUAAACUUAGUGCUAAUAUGUAUAAAAGAAUAUUGCACACCUAAAGCCAAGUGGCUAAGGAUUUUAGUCUCUCACCAUCCCCUUUUUUCCAUAUAAUGGAUAUAUAAUGCAUAAUUUCCCAUAGAACAAAGUAUAGAUUAUGGCAGACUGAGAGGAAAUAGUUCCCUUCACUACUAAUUCAUAUCCCUAUUCCCCCUACUCCCCCACAACUAUUUGUAAAUCUGAUCAAAGUAAAAUUUUAUAUUGAAGAGUAUAUUGAAAAAUUGAAGAAUGUGGUGAGUUAACUUUAGCCAAAUAUCCUAUUGUAUUAAAAGGAGCAAAAAUUCUUGACAGACCUUACAGUAGAAUAAUUGGAAGAAGUCUAGAAACUUAGCUAUGUGGGAAGGCCUGUGGCUUGUUUUCACAAAGACUUAAAAAUGGUAAUAAUCCUGGCUUUGAUCCCAUUUUGGUUAGAGGAAAUCGGGGAGAAUGUCUGAUUCAUUUUUAUGUACCACUAAAGUGUUUUUUGGGAAACAUCCCAAAAGGGAUUCCCUACACUGCCUCACCAUUUUCCAUACUUUUAAUUUGGCAUGUACCACAGGUAUGUAUGUUAGUUCUUCACAAUUUUGCCCCUAAGGUUCUUAAAUAAUAGGAAAUAUUUCACUUUGCUUAGCAGCAAAUAUGAUUGCAAGGGAUUUCAGCAUUAAGUAUAUGCAUGCAGCUUUAUUAUAUAAUAGGCUCCUUGUUUAAUUUACUACGUAUGAUUUGCAUAUAACUAAGGAAAAUUCUGACAUAUGCUAUAUCAAAUAAUCAAGCAUAAGAUAAACUGAGUAAGUUUCAAAUUCACAAAAUUGAGCACUUUUUAAAAAUAGAUAAAACUUGAUUGAAUACUGUUUAAGAUGUAAUUGCAUUUGAAGCUGUUUUGGUAUUCUAAAUAUGGAGACUGAUGACAUACUUAGAAUACCUCAAAAUAUAUUUUCUUUUGCUGGCCAAAAAACCCCAAAUACUUGUACCCCCAACUUUUUUUUGGCUUCAUCUCCUAAAUAUGUAGUGGUCAUACUUAUUUAGAAGAAAAUAUAUAUGUAAUAUUGCUGGUAUUCAUUUUAUGACCUGGCUUGACUAAAGCACUUUGAUUUUUUUUUUUAAUUUUUUUACUGCAAGGUCCAUUUAAUGCACUGUAACUUACCUAGAUGUUAUUCUUCAAUAUAGGGAUUAAUGUGUAGAAAAAGUACUGUCAUUGUAAGAACAAUUUGAGUGUAUGUUUGUAUUAAGGAAGUCUUUUAGCCAAGGAAACCUUUUGGGAUUUUCUUUUGGCAUGUUAGGAAUAUGGUAAUUUCCAGUCUGUUACAUUUCCUGCUAUUACAAAUUUAAUGAACCUUAAAUAAAUGAAUUGGAAAA
Messenger RNA from Sarcophilus harrisii (Tasmanian devil), 5460 nucleotides. It is a transcript of the gene BNIP2, whose product is annotated as BCL2 interacting protein 2. Gene Ontology annotation, biological process: apoptotic process. The transcript has 11 exons. Gene Ontology annotation, cellular component: cytoplasm. Bases 41 to 1267 code for a protein of 408 amino acids. Lineage: Eukaryota; Metazoa; Chordata; Mammalia; Dasyuromorphia; Dasyuridae. The record is from RefSeq and is a predicted model, not a curated record.